AAACAUCCUACAGCGGAAACUUUGUUCUUGUUGAGGUUAGAAUUUUUGCGGUUUUGAAUAUGAUCAAAACGUCAGAAUUAGUUUAUUAAUAAAUUGAAAUUAACUUACAAAACAAGAAAUUUAAUUAGUUAUUUGUUUCCCUCAAAUUCUGUUGCAUUUGCUCUAAUAUUUUCUGAAAUGGAUGAAAGCAAGUAUGACCACUUAUUUGGUAGUAUUUUGGAAGAAGAACGCCAGCUCUAUCCGUUCCUGGAUGCAGUCUUUGGUUUUCUCAGUAGAAGGACUGACUUUUUCAUAAUUCAGAAAGAAGGGGAAAGAAUUGGAUUCCCUCCUGGAAUUGCGGAGAAAAUUGUUGGAUCAAUAAUGAUGAAAUGGAAAAGGACAACGUUAGGCAAACAUGUCAUGCCUCCUCCAACCAAUGACCCACAACAGUUGGAUUUCUCGCAAUGUGUUGUGAGCGAAGAAGUAGUUACCACGACUGAAGAAGAAGUAUUAGCUGAAAAGGAAGAAACGGCAACUGCUACAAUAAAAGACAUUUCGAAAACACCCAAACCGACAAGCACGACCUCAAGUGACACAUAUAAUGGAGCGGACAGGGGGAACUAUAGAUGGAGUCAAACUAUCGGCGAACUAGAAGUACAGGUUCCAGUGCCAGCCCAUAUAAAGAAAAGCAAAGAUGUUGAUGUAAAAUUGACCGAUAAACAAGUUAUGAUCAAAGCAGUAGACGAAUGUGAUCGAAGUAAAUGGAAUGUUCUAGUUGAAGGAGAUCUGUGCUAUGGGAUACAAAAAGAUGAAACGAUUUGGAGUCUAUCUCCUGGUGAUUUCAUUCUGAUUAAUUGUGAGAAACAAUCGGAACGCUGGUGGGAUGGCCUGCUUGUGUCGGAACCGAAGAUCGACAGUACGAAGAUCGACUCCUCGCGACCAAUGAGCGAUCUCAGUGAGGAGGAGCAGAUGAAAAUUCAGGAACUGAUGUGGAACCAGGAACAGAAACGACGCUCCCAGUGAAAUUGUGAGAUCCAUUUUCGAGUUUUCCAUUCGUUGACAUUUUCAACUUUUCUAUCCAUUGGUAGAAAAGUUUCAUUUUGUUGUGAGCUGUUUAUUGAGAAUGAACUGGCAAAUCUACCAAUUUUUCUAUGCUGAAGACAGAACUCUCAUGUGGGGUUGUAAUUUACAGUGAAAUAGCUGUGAUAUUUUUUCUCAAGUUUCCUUUCUAUUAACAUUUUGAACUUUUCUAUUUAUUUAUUCUGUUGGGACCUGUAUAUUGAGAGUGGACUGAUUUAUCGACCAAUUUCUCUAUUCUGAGGACAGAACUCUCCUGAGGGGUUGUAAUUUGCGGUGAAGUAACUUAUAUACUUUCCCAAUUUUUCUCUCUAUUAACAUUUGGAACAUUUCUAUCUAUCGUAGUUUAUUUUUUUGUGACCUGCGCUCUGAGAAUGGACUGAUAUUUACAUCAACCUCUUUUGAAAACAUAAACCUCUUUUCAAAACAAGACAUUUUGAGUUUUCCAUGUAUUGAUAUUUUGAACUUUUCUAUUUAUUGCAAUUAAUUUUCUUGUGACUGUGGACUGAGAGUGGGCAACUGAUUCACCACUUUUUCUAUUCUGAAGACAGAAUUCUCUUUUGGGGUUGAUUUCUCAGUGAUAUAUUUAUUUAUUUUCACAUUGGAUAAUUAUAUAGAAACGCGUGUUUUGUGUUGAUGUUACAUUCUUUUAAGUUUUAAAUGUAAUAAUUUAUGUUAUUUUUAAAGUUAAUAACAAUUUUAAAACGAAUCAUUGAUAUUAGCUGUGGUAAUGUGAUUAAUUAUUACUGUGGAAUCUAGAGUUGCAAUAUUUUCAAGGGCAAUGAAUUUAAUCUUGACAGUGUCUGAUGUGUGAUAUCAUACUAUUUACCAGUAUUUUAGAGUAUUUGUAUUUAAUGUGUAUGAUAACAUGUUGACUGUUACAUGAAAUUCAGACUUUU
Nilaparvata lugens (brown planthopper) is the source of this 1955-nucleotide messenger RNA. Its product is annotated as nudC domain-containing protein 3. Bases 178 to 1002 code for a protein of 274 amino acids. The record is from RefSeq and is a predicted model, not a curated record. Gene Ontology annotation, cellular component: cytoplasm. NCBI's taxonomy places the organism in Eukaryota, Metazoa, Arthropoda, Insecta, Hemiptera, Delphacidae. The transcript is spliced from 6 exons. Gene Ontology annotation, biological process: protein folding.